UGACUUAUGGGAAGGGAAUUUUAUGCAACUUCCGUUUAACUUAAUAACAGCCUGUAACUUACUCCUGUUUAUUCACAUGUUUUUUGGCGAAAUAGAUUAUAGAUCUAGAUCUACUUCUAUUUGAAUAUCUUUCUAUCGUAAGAAAUGCCUAAAAAUAAAGGUAAGGGAGGUAAAAACAGAAGAAGAGGUAAGAACGAAAAUGAAAAUGAAAAAAGAGAAUUGAUCUUCAAGGAAGAAGGUCAAGAAUAUGCCCAAGUCACAAAGAUGUUGGGUAAUGGUAGGUUAGAGGCCAUGUGUUUUGAUGGAGUCAAAAGAUUAUGUCACAUUAGAGGAAAGCUAAGAAAAAAGGUUUGGAUCAAUGGUGGUGACAUCAUUUUACUUGGUCUCAGGGACUAUCAAGACACAAAAGCUGAUGUGAUCUUAAAGUACACAGCAGAUGAAGCUCGUAACUUGAAAGCUUAUGGAGAGCUUCCAGAUUCUGCUAAAAUCAAUGAAAACAACUAUGAUGAUGAGAUUGAUGAAAACAUUACCUUUGAUGGUUUUGAUGAUGAUGAUGAUGAAGAUGACAUUGAUGAAAUCUAGCAGAAGUGAGGUUUCUUGUAGUAUUCUUUUUUUUUUUUUUUCAAUCAUACAAGCAUAAAAAGAAAUCACAAACAAUUUUGACAUCAUUUAUGCUGUACUUGUUUUGUGUGUGUAUGAUUUUUUAAAAAUAUAUUUUGUUCUCAUAGUUGGUUAAAGCACUUUAUUAUUAUUAUUUUUUUUUUUACUACUGCUAGGUUGUUGUUUUUUUUUAAUCAGCUUGAAAAAUCUUUUACAGUUAAAGUCUUGUUGAACUUGUAGAAAUGAUGUCAACAUUCUUCUCAUUGCACAUUAAAAACAACUUUUCUGAUCAGAAUUUUACAAGCUAUUUUUACCUCUACUUUGAAUCUAUUUCUCCAUUACUGUCUUUUUAAAACUUUUUCAAUAACUAGCAAGUUUAUACAAUUGAACAUGGUGAAAACAUCUUGCAAUCAACUGCAUUUCAUUUCUAACUGUAAAUAAGUAUCAGCUGGAAACUUUAAAGGAUGUUAUUUGUUCUCAUUGUUGGGAGAUGGGUAAUACUGCAUACUAAUUGGUUAAAAGGAAACCUAAUAAGAAAUGUGAUUUGUAAUUUGCUAGUUACACAAUUGGGACUGAACAUUGAACACAUGUACAUACAAAUAAAAGUCAUUCAACUUGAA
Messenger RNA from Biomphalaria glabrata, 1220 nucleotides. Its product is annotated as eukaryotic translation initiation factor 1A, X-chromosomal-like. The transcript is spliced from 5 exons. Gene Ontology annotation, molecular function: translation initiation factor activity; RNA binding. The coding region runs from base 145 to 582 and encodes 145 amino acids. NCBI's taxonomy places the organism in Eukaryota, Metazoa, Mollusca, Gastropoda, Planorbidae. Gene Ontology annotation, cellular component: cytoplasm. The record is from RefSeq and is a predicted model, not a curated record. Gene Ontology annotation, biological process: translational initiation.